Molecule: messenger RNA, 6874 nt
Organism: Dacryopinax primogenitus
Lineage: Eukaryota; Fungi; Basidiomycota; Dacrymycetes; Dacrymycetales; Dacrymycetaceae
Exons: 14
Coding region: 1-6369 (2122 amino acids)
Biological process (GO): ribosome-associated ubiquitin-dependent protein catabolic process; rescue of stalled cytosolic ribosome
Cellular component (GO): RQC complex; cytosol
Molecular function (GO): ubiquitin protein ligase activity; ribosomal large subunit binding
Source: RefSeq, a predicted model, not a curated record
AUGGCAAAAGGUCAAAAGUCGUCUGCAUCUAGUGCGACGCGCAAGAAACAUGCAGCGAAGCAUGGUGAACCCCAACUCCCGCCUGCGCCAAAACAGAAAGGAACGAAGAAAUCUAAGGAGCCAAAACAGAAAGUGUACAUUCCUCCACCAAAAUAUACGCCCCUGCAGCCAGACCCACUGGACACGCUGGGGCUGGUGCAUUCGUUGCCUGCGGAAUUGGUCGUCGUGCUCCGGAGACUGGGGAAGAAGGAUGUGACUACCCGAUCAAGGGCGUUGACGGAGCUGGGGGAAUGGGUCAUGCGCGCUGGAGCGGAAGAACAGGGAGGUCUUCAGGCCGCAAUCCCAGUUUGGUACCACCACUUUCCCGCGCUCCUCAUCCACCCAUCCCGUUCCCUCCGACUCCAAACACUUCAAGCCCAAGCCCUCCUCCUCUCCUCCCCUCUGCGAGCCCAAGUACUCGGGUAUGUAGUAGAUGCACCGGAAGAAGAACAAGAACGGGUGUUGGGGUGCUGGGGAUUGGCGGCUUUCGAUCCCGAUAGAGGGGUGGGGCAGGUGGGAAGGGGUUCUUGGGAGGAGGGUAUUUCCUGGGCGAGCUCGAGCUCUAGCACGGGAUCCGGUGAAGGGGACGAUGGACUCCAGACAACGGAAGGCAAAAAAACAGAACAGGCAGAACUCCUCCUCACCCCCACCUCCCUAGCACCUCAACUCCUAGCCUUCCUCUCCAAAACCCUUUAUUCCCCUCUUUCAACCUACCACCAACUACACCCUCCCUCUGCACCUGCCCCUCCGUUACCUACAAGAGGCGCCAAACACCCGCUGCCGCAGAAAGAGGAGCCGAGGCGGGAGGAGCUUGAGCUGGAAUUGGAGGAGGAGAGAGUGGGGAGACUGAGGACUGGGGCGCUGGGCGCUUUGGCGUGGGUGCUUGAAACCUAUCCUCGGGCACAGGAUCAGGGUUUGCCUGCAGGAGCGGAAGAACUACUUCUCUCGCCGCUGUUCUGGACACACUUGUCGCCGCUUAGGCACCCGCCUUGGCUCAGCGCCCAAGACGGCACAAACGAAGAAGAGGGUUUCGGAUACUCGCAGAUAGGUGUGAGGAGAGCAGCCUGGGGAGUGCUUAACGUCCUCCUAAGCAAAUGGGCUGUCCUCCCCUCUGCUGUCCGACCAACAGCCUCCAGUUCCACACCACAAGAACCCCCACAACUCGCGAAAAUCCUUUCACGCGCUGUGCUCAGGAGUGCGUGGGUCGAGCCGGAACCUGGGGUGAGGGGGGCAAUGUGGGUCCCUCUGUUGAGUUUCUUGACCAAAUUUCCCGAGGCUUGGGAGGUUGAGGAUAGGUCUGUGGAAGAUGGGGAGGAAGAGGACGAAGAGGAAGAGGAAGAUGGCGACGAAGCAGAAGAAGAGGAAAGAACUACACCGACUCCGCCACGAACCGACCCCUCUGCCCCGCUCAUCCCCUCUCCCUCCCCCGCCUACUCGGAAUUCCUCGACUUCCUUCGAACAGCCUGCCGGGGCUCCCCCACUUCCGGCUAUCCGACAGUCCUAGUGAUCCUCUCCACUCUCCCUCCCUCUAUCCUCCCCCUCUCCAGGCCUUCUUUGCUCGAACUCUUCCGCGCUUUUCGCGCUGUGUCCGACGACCAUAUACUCCGGGCUAACGACCUUCUUGGACAACGGGCAUUCCUUGCCGCACUAUUGGAAAGCAUGGUCUAUCUUUCUGGCAAAGCUUGGAACGCUACUCCGCUGUACCCACACGCGAGCAGGGAAGGCGUACAGUAUCUUAUCGCGCAGGAAUUCGAGCGUCUCACCAGUCUUCUCCUGGAGAACCCUAUCCUCCUGGGGGACGCCGACAUAGGACGUACGAUCGCCCCCACCCUUGUUCGCCUCUCGACUGUGGACGCGGUGUUAUUCUCGACAGCCUGGGUACCGCUCACGACCAAGCUUUCUCAGUCUUCUGCUCCUGGCGUGCCCAAGCUGCUCAGUACGCUCCACACGGCCGUCCAUGGCACACCCUGCGAACCGGCAUUGCGAGAGUUUGUGCUCCAGUACGCAGGGAGCACCCUCGCAGCAGUAAACUGGGAGGGUACGCGUCCUAUAGCCGAAGGAGCGGCAGAAGCAGAAGCAAGGGACAGCCUUUUGGGCAUGAUGCAACAUUUCGCUCCUCUUCUGUGCUCCGACCCCGCGUUUGACCAGACGUUAACGGCGAUGCUUCACGAGCACCUGCCGGCGCUCAUCUCUGCCCGCGCGUUCGGCCCAAAAGAGGCGGCGGCGCUGCUAGUGCAUCACCUGAAUCAUGCCCGCACAGAGGAGGCGGACGACAUGUGGAGCGCAGUCCUCUCGGAGGUCGGGGAUGCAGGCGUUGGAGAGGGAUACGAUACUCGCGUACUACAGGAACUGUAUCGUUCUGUCUCGCAAGGGGUGCUCUCAAGGCCGCUGCAUCCCAAAUCGGAACUGAGAAAUUUGGCGCUUGACCUCUUGCUUCAUUCUAAGCGGAACCAAGGGGAUGUGCCACUGAGCAGUCUAUUGAGGUAUCAUGAACGUUUCUUGGACGAGGAGACGACGAACGUGCUAUUGCGUUCCCUUGGCCAGCUAUUUAACGAAUCCCUCCAGCAGAGCCUGCGGUCUUCUGAACAUGAGCAAAGGCUCCCUCAUCUCCUGAGCACAUUGCACAGUAUUCCCCUCUCCCUCAGAGUGAAGAGCGUCGACCUCACGGAAGGGAUUAUUCCAUCCCUCUUCUUGGCUGCUUUCGUUCUUCCUUGUUGUCAUCCUAACUCCACGACGACUGCUAUAACACGGCAAGUGUUUGAUCAAUGGCUUGGUCCUGCUCAGGGAUCGAAAGAAAAGGUCGUGGAAGAAGUUCGACAGGCGGUGCGACAAUGCAUUGAGGACGUGUCGGUGAUCGCCAGACCUUCGGAAAUAUUCGACGCAUAUGCUCAGCAUAUGUCUCUGCUGAACCCUACACCACAAAGAGGGGACUUGCUUCCACCCCGCGUCUUCCAGAAACAUCUGGACGAGCUGCUACACACGCACUUCGACCCUGUCCUGUCGGCGGUCGACUUUUUAAUUCCAGCUACCUCAGUUGAUAGACCUACGAAAGCAGGACACUCGGACACUCGCUCGUAUACCGUAUACGCACGGCUGACAGAAGCGCUGUCCCAAGCCCUCACAGGUGGAAAGUCUGUGGCUUUGCCAUCGAGCGCAUACUGGGCUGUGCAACAUCUCUUGACUAUUUCAAUUUUGGCACACGACUUUGUUUCGGAGCCAGGUCUCGUCAAUGUCGCAUUUGGACCCGAUGCGAAUAUUUCAGACCUGCAGAAGCUGAUCAACCUGGUGGACCGGGUUGUCCCGCAUACAUUCUCCUCAUCUGUUGGAGAUCUUCCGUCCGCCUGGCAUCAAUCGACCAUCGCUCAUCUGAGGAAACCGCACGGACAAGCAGAUCACCCGGAAGAUCAUCUCGCAACCCUGGUAGUCGAAGUGUAUUCAAAUGCCAUACAUGGCAAGUCGGUGCUGGGUGCUCGCGUGCUGCGACACAUUCUGGAGCAAAUUGCUCGGAGAUCUACUAUUAUAGAUCUCGAACGCUGGUUGGCGAUGGCACAGAACAUGGAAGAUAAACAUCCAACUGUUGCUAUGAGCAUAAUCCUGGCUAUCAAGGACCCUCUCGCUGAAUCACCAAGGCUGAAUCGCUACCACAACGAACUUGCUAGCCGUCUGUCUGGCGUUCCGCCGUCCCGAGCUGACUCGCAUGGUCUGCCCCUUCUUCGCCUGCUCAUCGCCUCCGCCCCGUCACCUGAUUCACUCAGUCCAUUCAUACCCCAGCAGCGCACUAUAUUCCUCAUCCAAGGUUUGCAGAAGUGGAUGUUGAGUGACGAAGAUCUAGAUGAGGAAAUAGAUCGCCGUUUAGGCGACCUACUCGAAGUUUUGGCACCGGUCAUACUCGACGUUCCUGGUGCUCACUGGGACCUGAUAUUCGAGCUAUUGGAGAGCAACUUGGAAGCGAGCACGUCGGGAGACCUUGAUCUCCCCAUGCUGUACAGCUCACUCAAGCUGGUUGGGACUAUUCGAGAACUUGCUGUGGCCAGCAGCGUGCUACGAGAAGCAUGGGCGGACCAUGAGAGCCAGGCCAUGCAGGUAGUUCGAGAUAUUUUCCUCUCUAAACUCGACGUGGAUCAACGGUCACAAUUGCAGCGCGCAUGCCGUGAUCGCGUGAUCGAACUUGCACAAGCACUUCCGCCUUCAUUGGUGGAUGACACGACCAUGCAGGCGAUGUAUGCCCGGCUGUCAGACGCGUCUGUUGAAGUGCAGAAGACCGCAUAUCACCUGCUACACACAGCAAUACCCAAGAUCACUGAGCAGCGCGUAGUAGAGGCGGCCGUCGGGACAUCGGGAGUGUCUGAGGAAGAAGAUUCUGUCCCUCAGCCUCUGUUUAACCUUCCCCCAGAACUCAUCACUCUGCUAUUGGAGCCAUUGGAAGUGAUCGACGAGGACGAUGUUUCUGCGUCGGAAACCUUUGGGAGGCUUUUGGGUUGGAUGGUGUUAUUUGACUUCUUCGUAGAUGCUUCUCCGGCACUGAAAUCAAACUAUGUCGAGCAACUCCGGAGUGGAGAACUCCUUGGGCGUUCCCUCUUCCCUUCGCUCAUUCCCCUACUUCCCAUCCUCAAGACCGGCCGACCGCUCAAAGUCGAGCUCUGGAAUAUUGAAGAGUUUCACGUUGCUUUCUACUCUGCUUCAUCCCCUUUCGCCCUCUCCGUGUUAGCAGCACACCUGUUCUACCGUGCGCUCUCUACCAUCCCUUCGCUCGUCCGCACUUGGUGGAUGGACAUCAAGGACCGACAUCUCUCUACUGCGCUUGCGUCAUUCGCCAGCUCCCACUUCUCUCCACUCCUCGUCAACGCCGAAUUUGCCAAGCUGAAACUGCCAGCGGCGGAAGAAGAGCUGGCACACGAGAGCCUCUCUCUCAAAGUGCUUACAAAUGUCAAUGAGGUCAGUGUAACGUACACUAUCGACGAACAGCAGAUGGAGCUCGGGAUUCGCCUACCCCCCGAUUUUCCCCUACAUGGUGUUGAGGUUCGAGACAUCAAGCGGGUUGGGGUGCCUGUGGAAAAAUGGAGGCAGUGGAUGUUACAAGUGCAGCAGACGAUUACGAGCCAGAACGGGUUCUUGCUCGACGCGCUCGUGCUGUUUAAGAAGAAUGUCACGCUGUACUUUGAAGGUGUGACGGAGUGUGCGAUCUGUUAUUCGGUCAUUAGCACAACAGAUCGUUCCCUGCCGACAAAACCGUGCAAAACGUGCAGGAAUCUGUUCCACAACAGCUGCCUCUACAAGUGGUUCAACACGAGCAACCAGACUAUCAUCGCCCUUAUGGUCGUCUGUAUCAGUAUGCUCGCAUACUCCCACCGGCGAUUCCGCGCCUCCCUGGAAGGUGACCGUUCCUGUGAACGCGCAGAACGCACAGAACUCGAAGCGCGCGAGUUCACCUGGAGAGCUCAUGCUAGCAACGACACCCUAACGAUUGGUGGUGUUCCCCGUCCUCCGCCUGCUCAGCGUCCGCAGGUGCUGACUUCCGCCUCUUCCCAACAAAUGGAACUUCAAUGGCGCCCCGUCGGUCCGAAUUGUGUCGCAGCACGGUACGUGCCACGCGUUCCGGUCGAACCCCCAGUGCGGACGACACUCUGGCGUUUCCCCGGUCUUUCAGAGACAGAGAGGCCCCCUCCGACGGAGACGAUCAGACAGACUGCAGAGGGAGGGGACCCACCUGGAUAUUCACAAGCUGGGAGGGAUACCUUACUCAGCCCUGGGGCGGGGAGGUGGGUCGAGCGGGUAGACGUCCCUCAGCGUGCAAUCUCCAGGCAGAACAACAACCAAGCUCGGUACUUCCUGCUCCUAGCCUUGCGCUGGCUUGAGUGGCUCAAGAUUGUGCCCCUGUCUAACGAACUCGGAAUGACGCUCAACCGUACCGCAUUAUCAGCGGCCGUCGCCUUUUCAAUCAUCGCGUUCCUCGCGCUCCUGAUCUUCGUCUUUCUAUGUUGGGCGGGACGCUGCGUCCCAGCCGAGAAACCUCGAGUCAGCCGGCGCACUCUGGAGGCACUUACUGGCGGAGAAGUCAAUGUCCGCCGGUCAGGACAACGACAGGAGAAUAUCGAAUUGCAAGCAAUGGAAGAGGGCGCUCGGCAGGGGGUUGUCCGACUACCAGAACCGACAAGGGAAGGAGACGAAUUACCAACUUAUCAGGCUGCCGCCAAGGAUGAAGUGAUUCAGCUCCCGCGCCCACUUCCACCCGCACUGACGAGUGGAUCGCUUCCUCCUCUAUACGAAGAGAAUCGCCGAACCGGGCCGGACGAUGGGGCAAGUACAGGGGUGGAAGCUGGCAUGACUUGAUUCUUCGCCAUGUGUGUAGAUAUCAGCUACGGUACAUAGCAUGUGUACUGAAUCAUUGCCUCGAAUGUCGCCCUCGAACGGAUAUAUUGCGGCGAUUCCCUCUUCUACUUUCACGUUUGCUUCGUGAUAGUCCGCUCUAACAUUUCUACUUCUUGACAUUGGUUAUGCCGAGCCAAUUGAUAUUUUCUAUGGCAAUGAUGCCUUCGAUGAGCUUUUGGCUUUCCUCAACUAGUGGCGGAGAAAUACGGAGCAGUCGAAGCGGAGAAGAGGUGGCUUGGCGUUGAAUGAUAUAAUUGAGCACUUCUGAUCGAGUACGAUCCACAUCGGGUACAAAAGUAGAUCCCAUCAUUAAUUGAACGGAAAGAGUGUCAAGUAAUGGAAGGACAGCAGCGUUAUCUUGAGACAUUCUCACAAGGCAGGUGACGACACUUAUCACAGUUAACGGACCCGCCAGCGCAAGUUUGGCGAGAUCAGGAAGCUGCGAUAACAACCGUCUCAUCACAUC